AUGUACGCCACACCAUGCCAUGCCACAGCACGCCACGCCACGCCACAGCACAUCAUGCCACACCAUGCCAUGCCACAGCACGCCACAGCACAUCAUGCCACACCACAGCACGCCAUGCCACAGCACAUCAUGCCACACCACGCCAUGCCACAGCACACCAUACCACACCACGCCAUGCCACAGCACAUCAUGCCACACUACGCCACGCCACAGCACGCCAUGCCACAGCACAUCAUGCCACACCACGCCACGCCACAGAAGAGCACGCCAUACCACACCAUGCCAUGCCAGAGCACAGCACGGCAUGCCACACCACGGCACACCAUGCCAUGCCAUAGCACAGCAUGCCAUGCCACACUACGGCACGCCAUGUCACACCACGCCAUGCCACACUACGGAACGCCAUGUCACACCACGCCACACUACGGCACGCUAUGUCACACCACGCCAUGCCACACUACGGCAUGCCAUGUCACACCAUGCCAUGCCACACUACAGCACGCCAUGCCACACUACAGCACGCCAUGUCACACCACGCCAUGCCACACUACAGCACGCCAUGCCACACCACGCCAUGCCACACUACGGCACGGCAUGUCACACCACGCCAUGCCACAGCACGCCAUGUCACACCACGCCAUGCCACAGUACGCCAUGCCACAGCACGCCAUGUCACACCACACCAUGCCACAGCACGCCAUGCCACAGCACGCCAUGCCACAGCACGCCAUGCCACAGCACGCCAUGUCACAGCACGCCAUGUCACACGACGCCAUGCCACAGCACGCCAUGCCACAGCACGCCAUGUCACAGCACGGUCAACCAGAUGCCCAGGCCAAAUAUCCCACCCUUUCGGGUCCCUAG
This is a messenger RNA of Dunckerocampus dactyliophorus (ringed pipefish), 864 nucleotides long. Its product is annotated as histidine-rich glycoprotein-like. The transcript is spliced from 2 exons. The coding region runs from base 1 to 864 and encodes 287 amino acids. Lineage: Eukaryota; Metazoa; Chordata; Actinopteri; Syngnathiformes; Syngnathidae. The record is from RefSeq and is a predicted model, not a curated record.